Synchiropus splendidus (mandarinfish) is the source of this 4347-nucleotide messenger RNA. It is a transcript of the gene taf1c, whose product is annotated as TATA-box binding protein associated factor, RNA polymerase I subunit C. Gene Ontology annotation, biological process: transcription by RNA polymerase I. The coding region runs from base 915 to 4040 and encodes 1041 amino acids. The transcript is spliced from 15 exons. The record is from RefSeq and is a predicted model, not a curated record. Lineage: Eukaryota; Metazoa; Chordata; Actinopteri; Syngnathiformes; Callionymidae. Gene Ontology annotation, molecular function: RNA polymerase I core promoter sequence-specific DNA binding. Gene Ontology annotation, cellular component: fibrillar center.
AGGUGCAAGUUGUAUUCAUGAAGUUUACUGAAAAAAAAAGAAAAAAAUGCAGUUGAUCCAAACUGUUGAAAAAAGUGGAUCAUGAAAACAAUUUUGAGUAAAAUAAAUAUACUAAAACGAUGUCAAUAAUAUAUUAUUCAAAAUAUAAACUAAACAAGACCUAAGUGUAAAUGAAAGUAGCACCAUCAAAAUUUGUCAUUUUAAAAACUGCUCCUACAAGUGCUUUCAUGAACAGUGUUUACUGUUGGGGGCGCCAUCACUUUCUUUUUCAUUUUUUCUUUUCAAGAACUUUUCCAUAGUUGGUAACUAUCACCAACCGUGGGCCUCGGCCCGAUGGUUAAGAAUCACUCUCCUAUUUCAUCUACGUGAAGUGAACAGUUCUGAUGUUUAUUUAAUUUUUUUAUGAAGAAAAAUCUCUGAACAGUAGGACAAAAGUAAUGUUGAAUCAAUUGUCUUUAUUUUUGUAAUAUUAUUCUUUUGAAUUGUUAUACGUAUGAAUCAUAUUUUACGAAGUUUUUACAACCAUUCCUACGAUUGUUUUAUACUAUGUUGAUGGAAAGUAAAGGUCAUAAAAUCUGGAGGAAGCGCGAUUGGUCGCGCAUUUCCCACGUGGUGUGUUGGGGCGGGGGUAUAUUCGAGCGUAGUCUUCCUGGUAGCGCGUCUCAUUCGCACGUGUAUGCCACACUUUGAUAAAUAAUGCCUGUUUCGUUGUUUUUGGAGUGUUUGUUGCAUUGCUUUUCGUUUUCCAAUUACGCGUCGAGUGUUCACUCAUCAACUGGCUGUACGAUACAGCCAUUUCUCGUGAUGAUAAUUCGAACAACACAAGUGGGUUGUUAGCAUUAGCCUAGCAGCCGGUGGACAACAUGCUUUGAAUCACACUCGGCAGCGGGAGUGAAAGCAUGUAGGUCAGAAAAAUGGAUUACCACUUCCCAAGGCAGUUGUUUCCUUCGUUUUACAACUCUGGAACGCCAGAUCCGACCAUCAGACCAACAGGCGGUGGCACCUGGGGAAGCUAUGACCGGCUCAUACUUCAGGGUGGUUCCGGCUCCAGCUGGACCUUUUCCUCCCGUCAUCGGCCCCAAGGAGAGACAUGGUGUCACACUGAGCCAGUUCCCAUUCCUCUGUUCACGCCCCAGAAAUCUCUGUGGUCAUCAACGAUACCACAUCCAUUGCAGUUCAAAGAACAUAUGGAGAACUUCUACUUGGAUCAUGUCCAGGAUGCCUUUGGAUGCAUGAGUAGCCUUAUUUAUGAGAAUUUGGCCUCAAAGUCAUCGCGGAAAACCAAAAAAAAUGCGGUCCAAACAUUUCUACAAAAUAUUCAGAAGAAUCCACAGACCGAAAGUUUUAAAUGUCCAAAGUUCAAAGCUUGUAGUGGACUCUUGUGUGACGUGGUGCCAGACAUCCCACCGGAGCUUUUGGGAACUUUGCUGUAUGAAGAGCUGACGGAACAGAGGGAUGAAAAGUUGUUCUCUGAAAAAGCUACAGGAGGCGCUCUGGCGUUCAUUCCCUUUUCAGAUCAUGAGAAUGAUUCUGAGCAAGGCUGUCUGCUCUAUCCUGGAGACCAAGGACUGAACUGCCUCAACUUCCACAGAAUAGCGCUGCAGCACAGAGGAAGAAGCUCUUUUCAUCUGGACACCACUAGCAGCCCAUACAGAGUUCAACUUCAAGCCCCUGUCAGACAGAUCAGCUUUGCCUCCCUGUCAAGCGAGCAUUGUGUUGCUGUGCGCUCUGAUCACGUCUGUGGAGUUUGGAAAUACAGUGAAAAUCAAGACCCUUGUUUACUCCAAGCGGUGAAGACCAAAGAGAAGGCAUCCUGCAUCAGUGCGAGUCCACAUGUUUUGGGGGAAGUUCUUGUGGCGAGUGAAAGCGGAGCAGCUCACUUAUGGACCGCUGGAAAAAGAAUGCAGAAAGUUCGGGAGGAGAAUGACAACCUGUAUUUUAAUGCAAACUCCCAAUGGAGGUGGUGCGAGUUCACGGCUCACCCGAGGGUGAUGACAUAUGCUGACCGGACCGGCGCAGAGUUGACUGACAUCCGGAUGAGUCCUGUGUCUUUUCGAACUUUAUUCCGGAUCAGUCGCACUGCUGAUUGUCAUGCUGGGGAGAGACUUAUAACCUGUAGAUACCUGAGAGAUGUCCAUCCCUUCCAUCACAUCGUCGCCACGCAGUACUCAGCAUACCUCCUUGAUGAAAGAUUCCCCUGUGUUCCGAUGCUGAAGAUGGACCACAUGAUGCAGUCGCCCCCUGUGUUUUGUCACGUCUCAUCAGGAGUUGGGACCACCAAGGUGCUGCUGGGCUCCCAGAGUUCCCAGGAGAUCACACUGCUGCAGUAUUCAGGGGGUAGGAUGGAGGCGAGUUCAAGCUGGGGACCUCCUCAGGCUCUGCUUUGUCCCAGAGACAGUCUGAAACUGCUUCCAGUCCAGAUUCCUCACCGCCAAGCAACCACUCGCAACAGGCUGUCCUCACCUGCCGCAGGUCUCACACGUGUCCAGCAGAAGCCUUCAGGAAGAAAAGGGAGUGAGGACAAGUGUCUGUGUGUUCUGCAGUUGACUGAGGAUGGAGAUCUUUUCUACCAGACUCUUGCUAUGAGGGACUUUGACUCUUCAAGCCGUUCUCAUCAGGAGGAUGUCGCAUAUGAUUCCCAAACAGAAAGACAGUCAUCGCUUGUGCGUCAGUCACAGGCGACAGUGUCGGAAACAUCCAGUGAUGAGGACAUCAUCGGCCCAAGUCAGUUUGCACAUGGAGGCGUUUCACUUACAAACCUCGCACCAAGGGUUGAAGAGUCUUGUUCGGACUCUGAUUUUUCAUCAGACGAUUCACAUUCCCGAAGAAAACGAAGACAUUUAAAAGGCCUCAGAAACUUGGAGGUUGUUGUCAAUCUUGACCCAGAAUUAAAGCAAGGAAAUGAAUCGAAUGAUCAUGAGGGGGAAGUGACAAAUCAUGUUCAGUCUUCUGAUGCCUUGGACACCGUCAGCCACUUGGAUCACCCAGACUUGGCUAAAUUGAAAAGUCCUCCUGCAAAGCUGACUGACAAUGCUCUUUUAACUUGGAAGCGUUGGCUUCAGAAACUGGUGCGUCGCACGAACAAAGUCAAGCAAAGACACAGUUACAUGUUACAUGAUCGAGUCGCAGCUACGGGUCUCCUGAGUUUGUCACCGUCCAAAUUAGAGGACUUAUCAGAGAAGCUUGACUUGCCGAGUCUGAGGCGUGAAAUGAAGGAGUGCAUGGCGAGUCGUUCUCUGCUCACCAGCCGUGGCACCACAUCAAGUCCAAACUCUGUGGUGGCAUUUCCAGAUGUGGACACAAACCAAUGGCAGGACCACCUCAGUGAGCGUCUCACCCUUUCCUGGCAGGGUGAGGAAGCCUGGAGGGAUUGGUGGAAGGACCACUUGGGUCUGAACCGGGACAAAAAACUAGAAGCGUUAAGAAGUAAGAGGAGGAGGGAGAAGGCAGUGAGAAGAGCCAAGGGUCAGGUCUCGCUCUCUGAGAGCUUCUCUUCCAGUUACGUGACAGAUUCGGAAUAUUUAUCAGACUCAUCCGGCUGGUGCAGCCAGAGGACGUGGUCUGACAUGGAAGAGCUCGGAUCGCUCUCCCAGUUGAAGGGAUCAGAGGAGCAGAGGACGCCGCAACCUUCCCAGUGUGACGCAGCCAGGCCCUCGACCGUGAGCACCCCUCAGCACUUGAGAGUUCAGUCGGAGUCACUGAUGAGUCCUGGCAGAUCACACGUCCUCUCUCAGUCCCAAAAGUUUCCCAAAGUUUCCAACCCUACUGGGCUUGCUGGCAGCCCAGUGAAGACGCCACGUAAAUCGCUGCUUGCAGACCAGCCGGACUGGUUCUCCCAGGAUGAGGUCACAGAGGCACCACAUCCUUCGAGGGUAACCCCACUGCUCACCACCUCACAGUCGUCCUCUCUGGGAAACUUUGAAAUCUCUGCGUCCCAGACUCUGUCUGACUUCUCCCAGUCCUCCACCAGGACUUCACAGUGGCGGGCGAGGCAGUCUCAGAGCUCACAACCAAAGAAGAAGUCAAGAAUGGGAUUUUAACUCAAUGAAUGUGCAUCAUGCUGGAUUAGUGACACCUUUAUGUUUUGAUCUUGAAACCUACCGGAUUCCACCGAUGAUCUAAGAAGCCAUCAAGUACGCUGUGGACUUUUCUGGAAUAUUUUUUUUUUUACGCUGAACACCGAUUGGACAUUGAUCAUGAGCUGCAUCGAAACUGCUGAUCAAGUCACCCAGAGGAUGGAACAGAUUUGGUAAGAGCCUGUGCUGUCGAUUAUCUUUCUGAUUUUUAAUCGGAAGGAAGGUAUUAAAUACUGAAGUUUUGACUAAUUUUAGUGUAUAUUAUUGAAAA